This is a messenger RNA of Pelodiscus sinensis (Chinese soft-shelled turtle), 5841 nucleotides long. The record is from RefSeq and is a predicted model, not a curated record. NCBI's taxonomy places the organism in Eukaryota, Metazoa, Chordata, Testudines, Trionychidae.
UAAUGCUGCCCGUUGAGUUAGAAUCCAACAAGACAAUAAACUUCAAUCAGAAAGUUGAGAUUCCAUCGUGGUUGGAAUUGAAAGAAUUGUUAAAAUUAGCACCAGAAAUUAUAGCAGAUGAAAGCGAGAGUGAAAAGAAAAUCAAAGAAGAUCUUAUUGCAAAUAUUACAAAUGAAAUAGAGAUUUCAAAAUACUGUCCCACAGAAGAGGUUUGUGUCAAUCAAAGCAGAAAUCCACAGGAAUACUGUGAGGCAGUUAGUUAUGCUUUAUAUCCUUCGUAUGAAGUAGAAAUGCCACUAACUCCUCCAUGCAGACCGCAAAGAUCACACGUGAAUUUGUUGUGUGCAGGACUUCAGGCAGAACCUAUUUCUCCUGUUUGUAACAGUAUUCUGUUUACAGAAUCGACUAAGCAGCACUUAGAGCAUCUAGUGUGGCAGUCAGAAAAAUACCAAAAUGCUGUGAACUCUCUUUUGCUUGAAGAGACUCAGAUCAUUGAACCUAUAUUUCAACAUCAUUCAGUUACAGAACUGAAAAAGUUACUGUCUGUCCAGGUGGAAGCUCCAUUGUUUAGCCCAUUAAAAUCAGGCUGGUGGAUUGAUUCAGGACAAAAUCUGGUAAUACCAGAUUCUUUGGAGCAACUAAGCACUGAUUUGGGUAGUGAAAAUAUCCUGUUUCCUACUAAAGUGGAAGUAUUCUCACAAAUUAAAGAAUUUCAGUUAGAAAAAUGGCUUGAAGAGAAGAGCUCCCUUACUAACCAAGGACUACUUUCUGUCAGUGCACAUCACUGGGACCAAAUAACAAAUUCUCAUUUCUCACCUGAAAAGAAGACCCCAUUCUCACCAUUACGUUUGAAAGCUAAUCCUCAUAUCAAUGUAUGUGAUUCAAAUGAAUCUGUUGAACAACUAACAAGGCAGGACAAACAGGAAAGUGAAACAGAAGGACCAAUGCAUUUCUUAUAUCAUGAAAAGAAAAGAAAAGAUUUAUCUGACUCACUUAAUUGUAAAGAAGUAUUUUUUAACUCGAACAGCUCAAGAAAAAGCCAGAAAACGUCACCAUUUGAACAGUCUAGACAAUGUCAUGAUGAUUCUGACCUGAGCAGUUUUAUCAUGCUGAGAUCGAAACAGGUUUUCAUCCAAAAUGAGGAAAAAAAUAAUGUGGAUAGGCAGAAAGAGGCGCCAGAAAUUAAAGACUGUUCAGAAGUUGUCAAACAAACUGUUUGUAAGACUAUAUUGACAGAGAAAACAGAACAGGAGAAUCAAGGCACCAUUUCAGUCAAAAUUCAAGCAUCGGAAAGCCAAUGCCAGGCAUAUCGUCUGUUAGAAGCAACAGCCACUCCAGUUCUAAAAGAAUUGGUGCAUCUUGGCAUACUUGCUGCAGUGAAUUGGAGAUUUGCCUCUGUUAAAUUUGAUCACACUAGAUUUUUCUUAAAGCAGCAGGAAAAAAAGAUCUGUGAUAUUUUUAAACAAGGCAAAAAUAGUGAGAAAGAAAUAAUGAUAUUCAAACAUGCUGCUCUGGUGCAUCUCUUGGUGACAAUUCGAGACCUCCUAUUAAUGUGUAGCUUGGAUACAGCAUUAGGAUAUUUAUCCAAGGCAAAGGAUAUCUACACAAACAUCUUAGGUUCUUCUUUGGAUACUAUUUGGAGGCAACUGACGAUUGUACAGUGUAGCAGCCAGAAAAAGCAUGAAACCAGCCCCAAAAUAACAGAACUUCACUGUCAGAUGUUAAAGUGGGUGCAGAGUAAUACAGAAGAACAGAAUCAUAAGGUAUUAAUCAUAAUAAGAAUGGAUGAUGAUAAUGAAAAAGCUGCCAUCAUUAAAACCCUUAGUACAGUAGAAGGUUUAAAAUCCAUGGUUUUGAAUCCUGAGAACAGAGGAGUUUUGUUAGAACACAACGUCUUAAGCAGUCUGAGUAGAUAUUCCUGUGUUAUUGUACAUAAUCAACACAUUGGAGCUGACUUUCCUUGGACACAUUUCUCAUUAGUGAUAGAGUAUGACUGCACAGAGAACUCCUGCUGGAAUGAGCUGUGCAAAAAUUUGAAUAUUACCUACAUAACUUUUAAAACCACUGUCCCAGAAACACUUGUAAUGGAAAAUGUUUCAGGUGAAAAUUUUGGGUGCGUUCUUCUGGAGGUGCAGAUUCCGUAUGUGUUUCUGACAACGGAAGGACUUCUUAAGGCACCAGAAAUUCUUCAGCUUCUAGAAUCCAAGUACAAUGUUACUUUUGUUGAGAGAAGUUGCAGUGAAUCAUUACAGCUUUUUGGAGGUACAGAUCGAUAUGUUGUGAUAACAAUAGAUGAACAGACUGCCAUAAUUUUGGAGACUUUGGAAGAGCUGAAUUAUGAAAAAUCUUCUGAUAAUAUUAUAUUAAGACUGAUGGCACUGUCACUCCAAUACAGCCACUGUUGGAUCGUAUUAUAUUCUAGACAGAGAUUGAAUUCAGAGUACAGCCUCACAGGAAAGACUCUGCAUCAUCUGUCCUUAAUUUAUGCGGGUUUGGUUCCAUUUUCACAGAAAUCAGAAGACUUUGAAGUGAAGGUAGUUCUUGCACCAGGAGUUGAAGAGACAGCAUUGUUAAUUCGUCAGAUUUCUGACAACAUUUUGAUGUCUUCUAAAACAAAUCCUCAUAAAUGGUUGGACAAAUCCUGGCUUUCUGUCUUGCCAUCUGAGGCAGAGAAGUGCUUGCUUACUUUUCCAUGUAUAAACCCUUUAGUAGCUCAGCUUCUGUUAAAAACGGGAUCUUCACUGAAGUGGCUGUUGUCGGCAGCUUUUGACCAACUUCAGGAACUCCUACCUGAGGUUCCGGAAAAAGUUUUAAAGCAUUUUAAUGACAUCACUUCUUUGUACAACCUAAACUCUUUCACUCCUCCAAAAUCGCCCAAGAAAACCGUAUCACCCCAAAAACAGUGGAGCUGCUUCAAUAUGACCUUUCCUCAUGCUUCAUUUUCCAAAUCUCUACUCGGCAAUAUUCAAGGAAAUCUGGAUGGUCAGUAUUCAGAAAUGCUUGAUAACCUACAGAAUAGCACAAGUCAAUCCUUAAAUUAUUACAAAAAUGAAUCUUGGUUGCCUUCAAGAUCGAGUGAGAGGCAGAAGAUGUUAACAUCUUCGCUGUCUUACUGUGGACAGGUCAGUUGCUUUGAUGAGUCAGAUCACAAUGUAAAUGGUCAGCCGUACCUCCCUUUUCUGAAAAAUAUGGGAACAGAUAGGACAGCCAGUCUCUCAUUCUUAAAACAGAGUGAUUCAGAUGUAUUUUCUUUGGAAUCAACCAAUGUGAAUUAUGAAGCCAGAAUCUCACCAUCUAAGACUCUUAUGGAGGAUUACUAUUCAGUGUCCAGCAAGGAUACAGAGGAGGAGAGCUUAACAAUUCCCAUCAGUAAAGAUGUGUACAAAAUCCUUAUGAGACGAGAGAGCAGUCUACGUGACCUCAUUGAGAAGAAGUUUGGCUGCAUGUCUCUCCUUAAGAGUAUAAGAUGUCCUCUUGAAGUAUACAGGAAAAGCCUGAAGGAAGGAAUUGAGAUAUCUGUUUGGAUGGAUGAUAUGACAAGACAUAUGGCUGAUGCCUUGGUGAUCACAGCCAAUGAAUAUCUGGAUCAUAUUGGAGGCCUGGCUCUUGCCCUGAUGAAAGCUGGUGGACCAGAAAUUAAGCAAGAGAGCAAGUGUUACAUUGAGUGCCAUGGACCACUCACCACUGGCCAAAUAGCAGUAACAGGUGGAGGCAGGCUUUCGUGUAAGAAAGUUAUUCACACAGUAGGUCCAAGAUGGGCUGCAAAUGAAAGUGAGAGAUGUUGUCAUAUGCUUGAGACAGCCAUUAUAAAUGUCCUGAAAUAUGUUCGUGCUCCAGAGAAUAAUAUAAAGUCUGUGGCUAUCCCUGCAGUGAGUUCAGGAGUUUUUGGCUUCCCACUAGAUUUAUGUGCUUAUGUGAUCAUACAGACUAUAAAGAAUUUUGUUGUGCUAGCUCCAUUGUUUAGCUGGUUCAAAGAAAUCCACUUGGUGAACAUUGCUGAGCCCACAGUUGCAGCAAUGAAAAAGGCCUGUGAAGAGUUGCUGGGCGGGAGUGACAUCAGUUCACUUCGGGAGAGUCCACCAGUUUCAGCAACCUGGCUUUCAGAUUCAAUCACAAGCCAUGGUCUUUCCCUGCAUAUCAUAAGAGGAUACAUUGAAGAUCAACAAACUGAAGUUAUUGUUAAUUCAGUGGUCAUGAAUGAUGAUCCCUCAGGAGGAAAUAUUUCAAGAGCGCUUCUGGAAAAAGCAGGGCCAUCACUUCAGAAGGAAUUUCUGUUCGAGUUACAAAAACUUCCUCCCUAUUGUGAGAAAUUCAUAUUGACAAAAGGAUACAAUCUCAUGUGCAAGUCAGUGCUACACAUAGUAUGGGCCUCACAAAACAGCAGUGAUUCACACAAGGUACUAAAAACUGCAAUGUCAAGAUGUUUGCUUAUGAUGCAGGAGUAUCAACUUCCUUCAAUUUCCUUCCCUGCAAUUGGGACCAAAGUGCUAAAUUUGCCAAAUGAUGAAGUGGCAGAUAUUAUGAUUGAUGAAGUUUUAAGCUUUGCAAAGGAACGCCCUUGGAAGAAGACAGAUGUGUAUUUUGUGAUCCAUCCAAAUGAUGGUUAUGUCUAUAAGGCUUUCCAAAAAAAGUUGAAUUCAGCAAAAAGCAAAGUGAUAGAAAAUAUGGAAUGCAACAAAUGUUAUGAUUUGGGAUCAUGCUCCAAUAGACGAGCUGAAGCAGAGAAUAAAAAAACUGGACCAGCCAUUGAACUUAUUGGAAACUACCAUGAAAAACUAGAAGCAGCAAAACUAUGGAUCGAAGACAUAAUGCAAGUCCAGGAAACUCACCUUAUCAUUAUAGAAAACAAUCAAAUUUUCAACCUUAGCAAAAGAGAGCAUGCAGAACUCUCUCAUCUGCAGCAUUUUGGUGUAUCCAUAUCAGAAGAAGUGGCUGGUGGAAAAGCAAGAUUAAAGAUUCAAGGUCCUCCUGGUUCCAUAAUUGAUGCAGUGUUUGUGAUCGAAAACUUACUAUUUCAUGCACAAGAAAAUAAAACCAAACAAGAGGAGCUGCUGCAGUCAAAGGGCCAGUUGGAAUGUGAUUAUCCUCCAGAAAGACUCCGAGACAGGACAAGGGAUAUAAAAAUGUAUUUCCAUAUCUCACCAGUAGACUCACCUUGUCAGGAAUUCAAAGACAGAGAAAAACAGUUUGAGAAAGCUGGGCUUCAUUUUCUCAAGAAAAGCUCUAAGCAUUUUCAAGAAGAAAUUGGAGGCUUGGCAUAUAGCUGUCCAGAAGAUCAGGAUGAGAAGACACUUUGGAGUGAAUAUCCAUCCAGACAUGCAUUGGAUUCCUUUGCACCUGACAUCAGACUUUGUGAUUCAUUUGCGAAUCCUGAUGAAUACAGUAGUCUAAAUUUUCACCAAAUAGCUGGAGAGUUUUCAAGAAAGAGAAUGCCUGGUGCAUCAUCAUCAAAUGUAAUAGAAAAAGAGGUUUUAACAGGUUUAGGCUUUGCAAAAGUACCAGAACUCAAAAAAAGGCGACUAACAUUUGAAAAAGCUCCUGGAAGAAGUGAUGGGCAAACUCGUCUUAAAUUCUUUUGAAUUAAAUGGUCAGUCUUACAAUGGAUGUUUUAAAAUGUGUGAAAUAUUUCAAAGGAGCCAUUUUAAAUUUUAUAAUUAUUUUUGACCCAAUUCCCAGGUCAUUUUCUUAUAUUGAGAAGUUAUUAGGUUAAGAAAGUUUUUGCACGUUUAUUAAAUUCUAUUGUUUGAUUGAUUGUAUAUUUUACCAAACAAGUUAUCUACUUAAAGUGGAGAAUUUCUAGGAAAGAUGUCUCUUCUUAAUUUACAUCUAAGAAAAUAAAAA